Molecule: messenger RNA, 4097 nt
Organism: Lepus europaeus (European hare)
Lineage: Eukaryota; Metazoa; Chordata; Mammalia; Lagomorpha; Leporidae
Gene: ENTPD7
Product: ectonucleoside triphosphate diphosphohydrolase 7
Exons: 13
Coding region: 212-2026 (604 amino acids)
Biological process (GO): nucleoside diphosphate catabolic process
Cellular component (GO): membrane
Molecular function (GO): nucleoside diphosphate phosphatase activity
Source: RefSeq, a predicted model, not a curated record
UGGGGACGUGGCGGCGCCGCCGGCUCGGGCCCUCCUUCCGGCUGGGAUGCAGGCGGUGGGGAGAAUCUCUGCACCAAAUGGAGCGGUGCGGACUGUGCCGGCGGGCCGCUUGAUCCCGCUGCAGACUUAGGAGAUGCCGGGGACAAGGAGGCCACCUUCUCAGGGCAAAGGGAAAAGGAGGUGACAGGCAUUGAGACGGCUGAAGGGACCCAUGGCUAGGAUCAGUUUUUCCUUCCUCUGCCCAGCCUCCUGGUACUUCACUGUGCCCACGGUGAGCCCCUUUCUCCGUCAGCGGGUAGCGCUGCUGGGGCUCUUCUGCAUAUCCUGUCUCCUCCUACUUAUGUUCAUCAUGGACUUUCGACACUGGGGUGCUUCAUUACCACGGGACAGGCAAUAUGAGAGGUAUUUGGCCCGAGUCGGGGAGCUUGAAGCUACUGACACCGAAGACCCAAAUCUGAGCUAUGGACUUGUUGUGGACUGUGGCAGCAGUGGCUCCCGCAUUUUUGUUUAUUUCUGGCCAAGACAUAACGGGAACCCUCAUGACUUGCUGGACAUCAAACAGAUGAGAGACCGCAACAGCCAACCAGUGGUUAAAAAAAUCAAGCCAGGAAUCUCUGCCAUGGCAGACACUCCAGAGCAUGCCAGCGAUUACCUGCGGCCUCUGCUGAGCUUUGCGGCUGCUCAUGUGCCUGUGAAGAAGCACAAGGAGACCCCGCUGUACAUCCUCUGCACCGCGGGCAUGAGGCUGCUCCCGGAGAGGAAGCAGUUGGCUAUCUUGGGUGACCUAGUGAAAGAUUUACCACUGGAGUUUGACUUCCUCUUUUCUCAGUCUCAGGCAGAAGUGAUCUCUGGGAAGCAGGAAGGGGUUUAUGCGUGGAUUGGAAUCAAUUUUGUUUUGGGAAGAUUUGACCAUGAGGAUGAAUCAGAGGCUGAGACUUCCCAGGAGUUGGCAGCAGGGCGCAGAAGGACAGUAGGGAUACUGGAUAUGGGAGGGGCCUCUCUCCAGAUUGCUUACGAAGUUCCUACCUCAACCUCUGUCCUUCCUCCAAAACAGGAAGAAGCUGCCAAGAUCCUGCUGGCUGAGUUCAACCUUGGCUGUGAUGUGCAACACACCGAACAUGUGUACAGGGUUUAUGUCACCACCUUUCUGGGUUUUGGAGGCAACUUUGCCCGGCAGCGCUAUGAAGAGCUUGUGCUGAAUGAAACUCUUAACAAAAACAGAUUACUGGGCCAGAAGACAGGUCUGAGCCCUGACAAUCCAUUCCUGGACCCCUGCCUGCCCGUGGGACUCACAGACGUGCUGGAGAGGAAUGGCCACAUCCUGCAUAUUCGAGGAAAAGGGGACUGGGCGACUUGUGGGGCACUGCUGCGGCCCCUGCUGGCUCGCUCCAACACCAGCCAUGCCUCCCUGAAUGGCAUCUACCAGUCGCCAAUCGACUUCAACAACAGCGAGUUCUAUGGCUUCUCGGAGUUCUUCUACUGUACAGAGGAUGUGUUGCGCAUCGGUGGCCACUACCACGGGCCAACAUUUGCCAAGGCUGCUCAGGAUUACUGUGGCAUGGCAUGGUCAGUUCUAACUCAGAGAUUCAAGGAUGGCCUCUUUUCAUCCCAUGCAGACGAGCAUCGACUCAAAUAUCAGUGUUUUAAGUCAGCUUGGAUGUACCAAGUCCUACAUGAAGGAUUCCACUUUCCUUAUGACUACUCAAACCUGCGGACAGCUCAGCUGGUAUAUGACCGAGAGGUUCAGUGGACGCUGGGAGCCAUUCUGUAUAAAACCCGGUUCUUACCACUCAGGGAUCUUCGGCAGGAAGGUGUCCGACAAGCCCAUGGUAGCUGGUUCCGUCUUUCCUUUGUCUACAACCACUAUCUCUUCUUUGCCUGUAUCCUGGUGGUGCUACUGGCCAUCAUCCUGUACCUUCUGCGGCUACGCCGAAUUCACCACCGGCAAACCCGAGCCUCAGCUCCACUGGACUUACUGUGGAUCGAAGAGGUGGUGCCCAUGAUUGGGGGACAGGUGGGGCCGUGAGGCUGGAGCAGACCCAGAGAAACUCGAGUCCCCCGGACUUGCUGCUCAUUGACUUCCUCCACUUCCUUGUGUUGGCCUCGGAUGCUGCUUUGCUUGACCUUGAGGACGUUUUUCCUUGGAAUUUCUACCUUAAUUCCUUCUCAGUACCCAAGUCCUCUUCUCUGAGAGAAGCUGUAAUUUAGUCUGUGAGGAACUAAAUGAUGAAAGAUUGGUGCUAACAAAGGGGACCACAUGUGGUCCACUGGAAGCAAGCAUCUACCCCUCUACCUGAGAGGGCUGGGUUUCCCGGGGUUCUAGCCUUCCUUCCCCUUGCUGAAGCAUGGAGUUUGGCAUUGGGAGCCUGGGAGCUUCCAAGGGAGCUGGGAGCCUGGCUGAAACCAAACUUGGAGCAUCUGACACAAAGCUGUGGAGCAAGUAUAGUGGCUCCUUCUUUCUCUGUAACAGAGAUAUCAAUUAUGUGGAGAUCCACAGUCUUUAAUAGGGAUCCAAGAUCUUAGCAGUUCAGUGGACCAGAUAGGAAUUUCCAGGCAACCAGAAUGACACGGCUUCCUUGCUCAUUAGACAAAGAAGCCAUGGUAGGUGUGAUCUGAGAUCCCUGAUCAAGUGUUGCUAAUGUUAGUAGAUGACUUUAAAAGGUUAGAGCCCUUUCUAAAUGAAUGGCCCAUUAAAGAUUUUAAAAUAUUUUAUCUGAUGCCUGGUAUGACCAGGAUAGAACAUUUCCAUGUCUAUGUGCCUCACAGGCUGUUUGAGCAUUAACUUUGUUUUUUGGGCCUUAAGUGUGCUUUUAGGAUGGAGAAACUGUGAUGGCGACUGGGGAUCUGGACUGGUCUGGUUUCAGGUCACUUCCCUAGGGCAUUUUUUUUUUUUUUUUUUUGAGGCCCUGUACAGGAAGACAAAGAAAAUUCAGUGCUAAGACCAAUAUGUAGCUUGAGAAGGGAUGUAUUUGGGUUUUGAAAGAAAGAAAGGAUAGUUAUCCGGAGAGUGAGAAAAGGCAAUAAAAUUAAAGUUCUCAUUAAUUUUUAUUUUUGUGAAAGAGACAUUUCUCAGUUUUGGGAUGUCAGAAAGGGAGCAGAUUCUAAACUUUGAAAUAAAUAGAUGGAUCUGUUAAUAAGCCACCUGGAAACCUUCAGGACUUCUGUUAAAAGACUGCUCAGUCACAGGCAGCACUUGCAUUGCUGAGGACAGAGGAAAAGCCAUAGCAACCCCAUUUUUAUCCACUACCUUCAGGAGCUUUGCUUCUCCUCGACAGUUAGCCUUUAAACUGCACAGAGAUUUCUUUGCAUCAACGUCUGCCUUCCCUCAUGGACCCUUCUUCAUUGUUUACCCUUUUGUGAAAACAGUUUUGAAUGCCCUGUCUACAAGUAAGCCUCCAGGGUUGAAGUGGCUUUCCUUUCUUUUUGUCACCUUUGCUUUCUAGGAUGAAGUGAGUAGGGAAAAGGAUCACUGAUUUUAAAGAAAAGAAAGCAGAUUCUUCAAAAAUAAAUUUCACACUUGGAGCAGAAAGGAAUUAGAUAUAAAAAAGAAAAAUUAAGAUCCUCCUAGAAAUAAACUAUGAUGAAAAUGUACUGACCCUUGGUUGGUAGGUAAAAAGGUGACAGGUCUUAAAUUGUUUUCAAAUUGUAUAAACAUGGAUUUAGCAAAUGUUCUUACAGGUUCCUCUGGAAAUAACUCUUACCUUUCACCAGGUCUUACAUCACAGCAAUUUCCUUUAAUUUUUAAGACUCUGAAAUUGCCUUGAUUUCCUUUUAUUCUUCUUGUCUUUGUGUCCUGUGAAUGAGCCCUCGUCUGUGAAUGCUGCUCAGAAAUGAUGUCACAUGUUUUUGCCAGCCAGUGCCUACUCAGGUAAUUUUUCCUUUUCCCCUUGCCUCGGUUUCCAAUUGCUAUUCCGAGUUUUCUUAUGAUGUCUAGUUGAUGAUCUAGUCAAGAGCUGCCUGGGCAGGCAACAGUGAUCAUAUUUAUGUGCUCAAAAUGAUAUUGUAGCAGAGAUGUAAUGAUUAGUCCAAUUUGAAAGUUCUUAUUAGUAAAAUUAUUCUUUGUCCUGGUUGUAAUAAUAAUAGUGACUGUUUGUUAA